Messenger RNA from Zychaea mexicana, 210 nucleotides. RefSeq lists its product as uncharacterized. The record is from RefSeq and is a predicted model, not a curated record. Lineage: Eukaryota; Fungi; Mucoromycota; Mucoromycetes; Mucorales; Lichtheimiaceae. The coding region runs from base 1 to 210 and encodes 69 amino acids. The transcript is spliced from 2 exons.
AUGCCUGGCGACAGUCUCUAUGACGAUGAAGUCGAUUCUGUGAAUGAGGGCACAGACGACGAUGUUCCAGACAACAACAAUCUGACCGUUUGUUUGUCCAAGAAGGAAUGCCCAUUCUGUGAUAAGACAUACACACGUUUUAUGAAGGCACAGUUACACAUCUACCAGCAACACCAAAAGGAAGUUGAGGCACGGGACAUCCAACUCUAA